AUGUCCUUCCUGAGGGAGGAGUAUGGGAGGCCUGGGAACCUGAGCAGUCUGCUGGGGUUGGGACACCAUGUGGAGGUAGAGCUGGGGGAGACAGAGCUCCAUCUGUUCUCCUUCUCCUCUGGGAAACUGGACCAAGCUGAGAAGGAUCUCCUAGUGGAGUUUGGGGAGGAGAAGAUCGACGUGCCCAACAGUGCCUUCCUGGAUGAACUGAAGUCCAAACUUGAGACAAAGGUGAAGGAGAUGAACCAGAGCAGACGCAGGGUGGUGGCCAGGUAUGGUCCUGGGUGUAGAGUGCAGCUGCUGGGCCACCUGAAGCAGGUUCAGGAGCUGAGGGAGGAGAUUUUGGCCUUUCUAAUAGACCAGUCCAGUGUAAGCGUUGUGGGACGCCCUCAACAGAACCAUGGUGGCGUAGUCGGUGAAGCAGGCGCCGGACCAAGAUCUAACAGGACGGUCGCAGCCGCCAGCUAUCACCUCCGGGGGGGGCUGCAGGUAGUUGUUUGUCAGGGUGACAUCACCAAGGAACGGGCAGACGCACUGGUGAACGCAGCCAAUGAGUAUCUGGAUCACGCUGGGGGCGUGGCUGCAGCUCUGAGCCGGGCGGGGGGGCCUGAGGUACAGCGGGCCAGCAGGGAUCUGGUUAGGCAGAUAGGGAGAGUACCUACAGGUACAGUGGUAGAGACUACAGGAGGGAAUCUGCCUUGUAAGAUGCUGCUGCAUGCAGUGGGACCAGUAGGGGGCAGCGUAGGUGGGAAUGAGCGCCCUCUGCUGGAGAAGACAGUAAAGGCAGCCCUGGAUCUGGCAGAGACCUUGGAGCUCCAGACCCUGGCCAUACCCUGCAUCAGCUCGGGGAUUUUCGGCGUUCCUCUGAAGGUGUGCUCUGAGGCCAUAGUCUCUGCUGUGAGGGACUUUGGGAGGGAACAGCGCAUCCUUACCAAGGUCACUCUGAUUGAUGUGAGUGGAGAGGCAGUGAGAGCCAUGCAGGAGGCCUGUGAUAGGCUGUUACAGGAUAAGAGGGAGUUUUCUGGGUGGGAGGUAGAGUCCAGCACCACCACUACACAUGCUCCUCAGAGAGACACCACUGCUGCCUCCGCCAGGGGAACAGCUGCUCCACAGGUCUGUGUCCAGGUGGAGAUCAUCCAGGGAACCAUAGAGAAGCAGGAGGUGGAUGCUCUGGUGUCACCCAUGGUUGGUAGUGACCCUCUCUCCUCCCGAGUGGGUAAUGUCUUGUUGGAGGCAGCUGGACCGGCGCUGAGAACAGCGUUUCUGAGGGAAUCAGGGGGACGGACUGCACCUGGUGACAACGUUCUGGUGGAGGGACUGUCUGGUCUCAGCUCUGGCCGUGUCUUCUUCCUCAGCUGUGCACACUGGGACAACAACCCCCAAGGACCUGCAGUACAGGCUCUGAUGCAGGGCGUGAGGAAAAUCCUGACUUCUUGUGAGAACCGGGGCUUCCGUUCCGUUGCCUUCCCUGUAGUUGGAACUGGUGAGGUUCUCCAGUUCCCUCACAAUGUGGCAACGCAGGUUCUGCUAGAAGAGAUCCAUAGGUAUGAACAGAACCGAGCGAGCAGAACUCCCUUCCUUGUCCGCAUUGUCGUCCAUCCCAAUGACAGAGAUUCUACCAAGCUUUUCAAACUACCCAGAAUGCUUUGCAUCUCAGAGGGUUCACAUUGGGCGCUCGACCAGAGCAAGACAGCAGGGUUGUGCUGCUUGGUAUAACCGGAGGAGGUAAAAGCAGUGCUGGAAACACCAUCUUCGGACAAGAUGAUGUGUUCCUCUCAGACAGUUCCUCCACCUCCUCAACACAGAUAUGUAAAGCUCAUACCAAGAACAUCAAAGGAAGAAACAUCACCCUGAUUGACACACCUGGAUUCUUUGACACUGACAUCCCUGAAGAGGAGCUGAAACCUAAAAUAGUCAAAUGUAUAACAGAGUGUGCUCCGGGGCCACAUGCCUUUCUCAUUGUACUGAAAGUUGAACGGUACACAGUCCACGAGAACGAAGCCGUGGCGAAAAUCGAGACUUAUUUUUCACCAGAGGCCUUCAAAUAUGCCACAGUCCUCUUCACUCAUGGUGACCAACAGAAUGCUGAACUGAACAAGCUUGGAGAAAUGUGGAGGCCGCUGUCACGUCAUCGACAACAAAUACUGGAACACCAAUCAGCAGGGUCAGUACAGGGACAAUCAGUGCCAAGUAGCAGAGUUACUCAGCACCAUAGAGAAGAUGGUGAGAGAUAACGGAGGAGGGUUCUACACCAACGAGAUGCUACAAGAGGCAGAGAGAUUAAUACAAGCAGAGAUAGAGAGUCUUAGGAAGGAGUCAAAAGGCCAGAUGUCAGAGGAAGAGAUGAGAAAACAGGCUAAAGAAAUGGUGAGGAAGAAACUCCUGAUCAAACUCUCAGGGACACUAACAGAUGUUGGUUGGCAUAGCUGCAGGAGUUGUCUUUGGGACAUCCACAACAACAGGAGCAGUCAGUGGAGGGUCAGUAGGAGUUACUGCAGCAGAGGAGGCAGAGACAGUACUGGAGGCUUUAAGCUAAGGUUCUGAAUGUGCAAGAAGAAAACCUUUUGAAAGGUUAUAGUAACAGAUAAACUUGGAAUCAUUGAAAUAAAAGGUGGAAAAGUAUGUAUCAACAUCUGACUAACUAUGUAGACAUCAGUCAGUUAUAUUCCACUGUUGAAUAGCUCUUUGUCCCAUUUCUUUUUCUUUCUGUUUUGUUAAAAGCAGACAACAGGGUUAUGGUUAAACUGCAUGAAUAUUAGGAUAUUCAAUUUGAGUUUAAUAUUUUUUCAUGUUUAAUGUACAAAUUGAAUAAUUGAAUUGAUCAUUUGAACCUGUGUUUAAUCAUUUGAAACUGUAUUGAAUAAAUAUGUAAUUCAGUUCAAAAUGUCAAUUAAUUGAACAUUCAAGUUCAAUAUUUAUAUUUUCAGUUUCAAUCUGGUAAUUAUUGCAUUCAUUGUCUGUGUAUCAAGUUUAUAAACAAUCAUUUCAAGUUAAUCAAAGUUUAAUAUAUUCAACUUCACAGAUGCAUUUAGAUUCUGUUUUCAAGUUCAGUUCUCCAAAUCAGUGCCGUUUUAGCAUGUCAAUCUUGGUGGGGCAAACAAACCAAAAAAUGUUUUGAUGCAUGCCAGCAAAGCCACAACACAACACUAAACAAUAGAUUCAUAGCACUAUGACAAACGGUGCCCACAAACGGUUGAGGCCUACAUAAAGCUGUCCCAACAGCAGAGCUUUCUUUUCAGCACCAUGGAGUGAAUCCUUACCAGUGGUUUCUACUGACAAUUGAGAUGUACAAACUAUGGCAUAAGGGUACGACGAGCGGAUAAGAUGCAAUCCGUAAUUUCGAUUAAAACAAUGAGCGAAUUAGGAUGGAUGUAGUCAAUAUAAAAAAAAAAAUCAGCACUUUUGAAAUCUACAGCGACAGAAUUCAGAACAUCAAU
Salmo salar (Atlantic salmon) is the source of this 3437-nucleotide messenger RNA. The record is from RefSeq and is a predicted model, not a curated record. NCBI's taxonomy places the organism in Eukaryota, Metazoa, Chordata, Actinopteri, Salmoniformes, Salmonidae.